This is a messenger RNA of Puccinia triticina, 474 nucleotides long. RefSeq lists its product as uncharacterized. The transcript has a single exon. NCBI's taxonomy places the organism in Eukaryota, Fungi, Basidiomycota, Pucciniomycetes, Pucciniales, Pucciniaceae. Bases 1 to 474 code for a protein of 157 amino acids. The record is from RefSeq and is a predicted model, not a curated record.
AUGGCAGGACCGUUCUCUCACGAGGGGAAAAUGAACAACUUACUCAAGUCUGCGACUGUGGCGUUUGACCGAGUGAAGGAGGCCCUCAAGAAAAAGGCAAACCGCAAAGAUUUGGCCAAGCAAUCCUCAACAUCCCGGAUGCACGAGUUUCAGGUCCUCUGCCACACCCUUUUGCGAAUGGUUGAAGAUCGUGUAUCAGGGAUCGGUCUCACAACGGCACCUUCGUUUCCGGACGUUCGAGAUAUUUCUCGGCUCAAUGGCGCAGAGAUAGCUGUUUUGGUCGGUGAGCUGGCGGAGGUCGGUUGGGCGGCGCUGAAGCGGAUGGAUGGGCUGCUGAAGACCAAGACGCACUCAAAGGCUUUCAGUGGGAAAUCAGACGAGCUGUCGAUGAUACUGUUUAAGGAGCGUCUCUUCGAGCUUGUGGGGAUGCUGGAGGAUGCGAAUCUGGUGGCUGCGAGGACGCAGAUACGAUAG